Molecule: messenger RNA, 1089 nt
Organism: Cryptotermes secundus
Lineage: Eukaryota; Metazoa; Arthropoda; Insecta; Blattodea; Kalotermitidae
Product: ankyrin repeat domain-containing protein 49
Exons: 4
Coding region: 192-833 (213 amino acids)
Molecular function (GO): protein binding
Source: RefSeq, a predicted model, not a curated record
UGACAUAUUCGAUUUCAUUCGAUUUGUCGCCUCGAGGGUCUCGACUGCGAAAGGAAAUAUAAAUACUUCAUUACAAAGAGAAAUUUGACAACAAUCAAACAAAAUAGACUUGUUAGUAGAGGUGUUGUUGCACUGAGACGUUUUCUGAUUGAAUCAUAGAUGUCAAAUAUUUGAGGCAGCUGGAGUUCGUCAUGUCAGCGGAAGAGAAGGAAGAGUAUGAUAAAUUUGGAGAUAAACUAGAAGUCCAGGCUCCUACGAAGAUGAGGUUUCCAGCGUGCCAAGUUAGUGGUUGGGAUGAUGACGUUCAAGGAGUUGAGGAAGAAAGGAAUCCCUUCGAGACUCCAGAUAAAAAAAUUUUAUGGGCAUCAGAGAAUGGAAAGUUAUCUGUGGUAGAGAGAUUGAUCCUUGCUGAUCCAGCAGUAAUUCAUGCAAAGGAUAAGGAUGGUUAUACUCCACUUCACAGAGCUUGUUACAAUGAUCAUGAGCAUGUGGUGGAUUUAUUACUCAGACAUGGAGCGAAUAUAUCAGCAGAGACGGAGGAUGGAUGGCAGCCCCUGCACUCUGCCAGCAAAUGGAACAAUGCUCACUGUGUUGCAAAGCUUCUGGAACAUGGGGCAGAUCCUAAUGCUGCAAGUAGAGGAGGGCAGACACCCUUGCACCUAGCAGCAUCAAACAGCUAUGCUAAAGACACACUACAACUGCUGUUGCUUCACCCUGAUAUUCAGACAGACUUGAGAAACAGAACUGGUGAAAGUGCUGCCGACCUGGCACGUCGCUGUGGGAAAUAUGGCUACCUCUUUGAGAUAGCUGAGGCUUGCAUCAACAACCUCUGAUGCUUUCACUGUAUGGUGUUUGUAAUUUGUAUUUGAGAAAUGAAUUUUUCACUCUAGUACUGGAUGUUAGCGGUUGUUUUAUGUACAUUUCUGUCAGAUCAUGUACAUGUAACAUCAUGCAAUUGUAAAUACUGUAUUUGGAAGAUCUGAUAUUAUAAAGUUAUUGUAGUUAAAGUGAUUUAUGAAUGCCUUGUGUUAAGGAAAUAUACAUAUUGACUGUGGCAGCUGAUAUUGCUAAAUACAGUGUAUUCAGAGA